Messenger RNA from Doryrhamphus excisus (bluestripe pipefish), 8379 nucleotides. Lineage: Eukaryota; Metazoa; Chordata; Actinopteri; Syngnathiformes; Syngnathidae. The record is from RefSeq and is a predicted model, not a curated record.
GCGUCGGGUCCGUGAGAGGUUCCACUUGAUGGUUUGUCAGCGGCUCUGCACACAACUCCCUGACUGCUGGUUCUUCGCUCCUAUUUCUUUGCCUGUAACUCGUCUUCAUCCUUGUCUUCUUCAGGAUGGAUCAGCAUGGCAGGAGCCGAGCUCAGCGUCGCUAUGACGACGAUGAUGACGACGUCCAGCCCUUCUACAUCGGCGUCCCCGUGUCCCACAGGCGGAAGAGACGGCGCCACCGCUCGUACGACCACGAUGGCGAGCGUGGCCCCUGCCACUCGCGCUACGAUCACCAUGGUGACCGUGAGCACGCCCGCCGAGGAUUCUACCAGGACAGCGAUGGCGAAGACCGCCCUCAGCUGCUGGAGCGCGCCGACCCCUCGGUGUCACCGGCGGCCGAGAGGCUGCGUCACAUCCUGGCAGAGGACGAAGGCGGGCCGACGCCCACCAUCUUCACAGAGAUGGACACGCUGCAGCAGGAGGGCGGCGAGCUGGAGUGGAAGGAGUCGGCCAGGUGGGUGAAGUUUGAGGAGAAGGUGGAGGAAGGCGGCGAGCGAUGGAGCAAACCUCACGUGUCCACGCUGACGCUGCACAGCCUCUUUGAGCUGCGAACGUGUCUCCAGACAGGAAGUAUCCUGCUGGACUUGGACGCCUUCUCACUGCCGCACAUCGUGGACGAGAUCGUGGAGCGACAGAUAGCUGAUGGCCUGGUCUCGGAGGACGUGAAGGAGAAGAUCAGCUUCGUGUUGCUACGGCGACACCGCCACCAGACCAAGAAGCCCAUCCACCGCUCGCUGGCCGACAUUGGGAAGUCCUCCUCUGCUGCCGCCCCCAACCGUAGUCCUCAGGUGACGCUGAGUCGUAGCACUAGUUCCGCUUCCGCCAUCCAUCGAUCUACUGACGACCUGCGCUCGCGACACGCCAGCAGCCUGGGACGCCUGCAUCACGCACAGAGUCGCAGUAUGACCGACAUUUCCGACACGCCCAGCUCUGACCAGCUGAAGAACAAAUUCAUGAAGAAGAUUCCACGCGAUGCCGAGGCGUCCAACGUGCUAAUUGGCGAGGUGGACUUCCUGGACAAACCCUUUGUCUCCUUCGUACGCCUAGCUCAAGCCACCACUCUGGGCGGCCUCACGGAGGUCCCGGUGCCGACCAGGUUCCUCUUCAUCUUACUGGGUCCUCACGGCAAGACCAAGUCCUACAACGAGAUUGGGCGGGCCAUCGCCACGCUCAUGGUGGACGAUCUGUUCAGCGAUGUAGCGUACAAAGCCAGGGACCGCGAGGACUUGAUCGCAGGCGUGGAUGAGUUCCUGGAUGAGGUUAUCGUCCUCCCGCCAGGAGAAUGGGACCCCAAAAUCCGCAUUGAGCCCCCCAAGAAGGUUCCGUCAGCUGAGAUGAGGAAGUCGGUGCUUAACCUGAACGAGCUGGGCCAGAUGAACGGGGCGGCCGGGGGGGCGGCCGGCGGGGAAGACGAGGAGCUUCCAGCACCACAUGAGUUGGGAGAGGAGCUGAAGUUCACCGGGAGGGUGGGCGGCGGCUUGUGGCUGGACAUCAAGAGGAAGAUUCCGUGGUACUGCAGCGACAUCUACGAUGGCUUCCAUAUCCAGACCAUCUCUGCCGUGCUCUUCAUCUACUUGGGCUGCAUCACCAACGCCAUCACCUUUGGCGGCCUGCUUGGGGACGCCACUGACAACUACCAGGGCGUGAUGGAGAGCUUCUUGGGGACGGCUUUGGCGGGAACCGUCUUCUGCUUGUUUGGCGGUCAGCCUCUCAUCAUCCUCAGCUCCACGGGACCCAUCCUAAUCUUUGAGAAGCUUCUCUACGAGUUCAGCAAGAACAACGGCAUAGACUACAUGGAGCUGCGUUUGUGGAUCGGCAUCCACGCAUGUCUGCAGUGCUUCCUGUUGGUCCUGUCCGAUGCCAGCUACAUCAUCAAGUACAUGACCCGUUUCACCGAGGAGGGCUUCUCCAGCCUCAUCUCCUUCAUCUUCAUCUCGGAUGCCAUCAAGAAGAUGGUGGGAUCUUUCAAGUAUUACCCCAUCAACCGCGGCUUCAAGCCCGACUUCAUCACGUCCUACAAGUGUGAUUGCGUCCCCCCUGACCAGGCGUUGCUCGCGGACGACAACAUGACCCUACUGUUCAACCUGAGCGACCUGGACUGGAGUCAGCUGAGCAAGAAGGAGUGCGUCAAGUACGGCGGCGCCCUGGUGGGCAAGGCCUGUAAGUACGUCCCCGACCUGGCCCUCAUGUCCUUCAUCCUCUUCUUUGGCACCUACUCCAUGACCGUGUCCCUCAAGAAGUUCAAGUUCAGCCGCUACUUUCCGACAAAGCUCCGUAAGUUGGUAAGCGAUUUCUCCAUCAUCAUUUCCAUCCUGGUCUUCUGUGGGUUGGACACCCUGCUGGACCUGGACACUGCCAAACUGCACGUCCCCACUGAGAUAAAGCUAAGGAAGCUAAUCAGUGAUUUUGCCAUCUUCAUGUCCAUCAUGUCCUUUGUGGGUCUGGAUAUGUUGGUGGGUUUAGACACACCCAAACUAAUCGUUCCUACUGAGUUGAAGCCCACACGUUCUGACCGCGGUUGGGUGGUGAUGCCGUUCGGGAAGAACCCGUGGUGGUGGCACCUGGCAAGCUUCAUUCCCGCCCUGCUGGUCACUAUCCUCAUCUUCAUGGACCAGCAGAUCAGCGCCGUCAUCGUCAACCGCAAGGAGAACAAACUGAAGAAAGGUUGCGGCUACCACCUGGACCUCUUCUGGGUGGGCAUCCUGAUGGCGGUGUGCUCCUUCAUGGGUCUUCCGUGGUACGUAGCCGCCACCGUCAUCUCCAUCGCCCACAUCGACUCCCUCAAGAUGGAGAGUGAGUCCAGCGCCCCCGGAGAGCAGCCCCAGUUCCUGGGCGUCCGCGAGCAGAGACUGACCGGCACGCUUGUUUUUGUUCUGACCGGACUCUCUGUCUUCCUCGCCCCCGUCCUUCAGUACAUCCCCAUGCCCGUUCUCUAUGGCGUCUUCCUGUACAUGGGCGUGGCCUCACUCAGCGGCAUCCAGUUCUGGGAGCGAAUCAAGUUGUACAUGAUGGCUCCCAAACACCAACCGGACUUCGCCUUCCUGCGUCACGUCCCACUGAGACGCGUCCACCUCUUCACCCUGGUCCAGAUCACCUGUCUGGCUGUCCUCUGGGUCCUAAAGUCCACCUUCCUCGCCAUCAUCUUCCCUGUCAUGAUCCUGGGUCUGAUGGUGGUGCGGAAGCUUCUGGACCUGAUGUUCUCUCAACACGACCUGGCCUGGCUAGAUGACAUCCUGCCUGAUAAGGACAAGAAGAAGAGGGAGGACGACAAGAAGAAGAAGAAGAAGAAGAGCGCGGAGGCGGAAAGUGACGAGGAGCCCGGGGGCCCCGCCCCCUCCCAGAUUCCCAUGGAGAUUGUCCAGCCAGACUCCGCCCACAACCGCCCUCCCGCCCCCCACCUGUGACUGAGGCCGAGCAGUACUCAAUGUUGGCGUGCGAUCAGAAUCAAGCGGACCGCAGAUACUGUGUGCUGAAGCUACACGUUCCCUACAGCGACCUGUUGCUGUCCCCUGACUCCACUUCCAUGCCGCCCAAAGUGUCUCUUUUACUUUGAAAUGUAGCGUGUGUGCGUGCGUAUUUAUUAGCCGCUUCCUCUGUAGGGCGCCAUGAAAUAAAGGUUAGAAAGGUUUUUUUGUUGCUGCUGAUCGGUGUGGUAGACAAGUACUAACUAAAUAAAGGAGACAUGAAUAUGUCAGGUUUAGCUGUGAGCUGGACAUAAAUCUGUAGAACCUUUCUUCUCUUGCCUGUAAAACCUUACUGUCACCACUGAAGGCAGAUAUUCUGUCAUGACGUCAGGGUAAACAUGAGACCACGUGACACAACCAGGACGUGUAACGAAGGCUAGACCGUCUGGAUUCACCAGGCUGGUUCGAAACUGGAAGAGGAGCCCUACAACGUCUGGCCUUCGUAGACCGGAUAGGCUACUAACCUGGUAGGAUGCAGACCCCGGAUUCAAAUACAGCCAGAGGAGACGUCACGGCUACAGGAAGUAGUCUCCUCGAUGUGCAAAUUGGACUUCCUUCUUGUGUUAGCUUGCUAGCAUCGGAGGUGUUAACACAAUGUAUCUUGGUUGGUUGUUAAAACACUGCUCAGUUUCCCCUUGUGUUGUGACCAUAAUAACCGUGGUGACGUAAAAAGUCGGCUAUUUAGAUCAAAAAUAACUGUACAAUCUUGGACCAAUCAGAGAAGACCUUACACUUACCGGAAGUAGUCACCUCGAUGGGCCUAUUGGACUUGCUGUUCGUGUUAGCUUUUUAGCAUUUGUGUUAGCAGUUUAGUUAGUAUACUGCUAAAUGUCAGAAGGGUUUAAUUACAAUUGUAAUGCUCGGCUAGCUUUAGCAACGGGUAGCAGUAGCUCUCCGAAGAUCACCUGACAGGUGAGUGAAAGUUACCCUACUUCUGCUAGCGUCUUCAUGGUGGAUCGUGAUUGGAUUCCGCAGUGACGUCACUGAUGACGGUUUGAAAGCCGAGCUCGGUGGUUGAAAGGGGACGCAGUCAUCUUGGGUGGUUUUCCACAAUGUGUUUUAUUAGUUAGCACCAUAAAAAGUCAAGAAUCUCUCCCGAAUAUAGGAGAAAGGAGUCAGUCGAGGAGUAAAAAGUUGCACCGUGUGGCCAGCAGGUGUCGCUCACUUGCUGGCAGAGGUGAAGGUGAAGCAUCCUCUCUGGUGGAACUGCAUGUCUCUGAUGCGACGCACGGACUGGAUCUGAGGCUGCACGGCCGAGAAGUCGUUGUAGUGCCGGAAGUCACCGCACUCAAACAGGUACUGGUAGCCUCUGUAGCCCGGGUACUGGUAGCCCACCCACCUGAGGGACACGUCAAAGUGAUUUAACUCCUUCAAAACAAAAGACUGUGUCUCAAUUGCUGUGCUUGCGUACUUCACUUAAAAGUGCGGUAAAAUACUGUGUACAGCGCUUGAUCAGUACCCGGAUGUUACAUUUAUGAUGGCGCAGUGAUGGAUACUUGCCACCCUCAACAGCAACAACGGAAGGGGGGACUAGAGUGACCAUUAAAAUGAGAAGAAAUGCGUGAAAAUGUGGUCAGAUGAACGAGUGUACCCAUGCAAGUAUUCCAUUUGAGACUCAGCUGCGGCAAUGCACCGUUCGUCCACACGGGGGUGCUGUUUGGUUUUCACUUCAGCCGCCAUUCAGGCGUUUUACUUCUCAAAGGUUUUACGGGAGGGGAAACAAAAUGCCCUACAAAUUCAACUUUCACAACAAAAGCACAAAAAAGUGGCGUGUUUGACACCCAGGCGUCACGAGGAUGUUUGUACAAUGUUCAGUUGAGCACAAGGACACGUGCUAGCUGCUAGCUAAGUUUCAGUUUAGCUUGUUUAGCCUACAGCACUUCUGCUGGUUGGAACAGCAAACAGGAAAGAAAAGUCAAGAGUAAAAUACAUAUUUGUGGACAAACAAAGAAGAUGGAGAAGUCAGCUCCCGGCCGUGUGAUGACGACAUCAUUUACAAGAGCAUUAGUGCUGAGGAGGCCCAAUAUUUGUGGAACUUACGCUCCUCCUGGCACCCUCACGCUGCCCACUCGGUCACAGAAGCCAUGCGCCCACAGGGUGGGAACGUCGUCCUCCUGGAUCUCCAUCUUGUUGCCCUUGAAGUCAGACAACUCGUGUAGGCAGAUCUUGUGCUCCAAGCUGUCCUGUCAACGACGACGACACGAAACGUCAAGCUCGAUAUACAUAUUUAGAUAUCAUUAGCACGCUAUCACUUUCACCAACGUCACCUAUGGUAGCUGGCUAAUAUUCUAAUUAAUGUGAUAAAUAACUGGCCAAUAUGCUAACUAACUGUGUAGUGUCUUAGCUAAUUGGAUAAUAAUGCUAACUACUAUAAAAUAUGCUAGCUAACUGACUAAUGCAUUAACUACCUUCUAAUGUGCUAAAUAACUGGCCAAUAUGCUAACUACUUGUGUAGUGUCUGAGCUAAUUGGAUAAUAAUGCUAACUACUAUACAAUAUGCUAGCUAACUGACAAAUGUGUUAACUACCUUCUAAUGUUCUAAAUAACUGGCCAAUAUGCUAACUACCUGUGUAGUGUCUCGGCUAAUUGGACAAUAAUGCUAACUACCAUAUAAUAUGCUAGCUAACUGACUAAUACGUUAACUACCUUCUAAUGUGCAACUGGCCAAUAUGCUCAGUAAUAUGGUGAUAUGCUAACUACCUUCAAAGAUGCUAACUUGGUUAAAUACAGCUAUGUGUGAUUACAUUAGUUAAUGUGUUGAUUACCUGGCUAAUAUGCUAACUGACUAAUGUGUCAGCUGUUUCGUUAAAUACUAAGAAUGUGAAAAAUAACUGGCUAAUAAGCUAUCUACCUGUGUGACAUUAGCUAACGGGGUAGCUAGCGGGCCAAAAUGCUCACUACCUUCUAAUGCACUAACUAACAAGCUAAUAUGCUAACUACUCAUCACAGGCUAAUGUGCUAACUGCCUGGCUAAAUACUAACUAGUCUGCAAACUAACUGGCUAAUGUGCUAACAAACUAACUAAUGUGCUAACUGCCUGACUCGUGCAAACUACUAUGCUAAUCAAUGGCUAAUGGCUAAUCUAUGGCUAACAUGCUAACUAAUAUGACCACUCACAGGCUGAUAUGCUAACUACCGGGUUAAUAUGCUAACUGACUCAUGUACUAAUAUGCCAAUUGCUUGCUAACAUGCUAACUACCUAUUUUAUACAUUUAACUGGUUAACAUGGUAAUUGGUGAAUAACUACCCAUCUAAUAGAUGAGCGGCCAUGUUAAUAUGCUAAAUAACUGGCUAAUAUGCUAGCUGGCAAAUAAUAGACAUGUUGUGGAAGGAAGCCAUCAAGCUAGGGGUCCGUCGUUAGCAAGGUGCUAACACCUUGACCAGCAUGGCCUUCAGGUGUAGGGUUAAGGGUCAGUGGGCGGUACCAUGCGGAUGGGCCUGAGGGACAUGAGGCAGUCGCUGCGGUAGGAGUUGCUCCAGGUGUCCCAGCGAGGAUACUCCCCCUUCUCCAGGAUGAACAUCUCCCCACGGAGGUUGGUCUGCUCAAAAGCAACAAAGCUGAAAUGAUGGGGGGAGGGGAAGGGUGGGGUGCCGCCGGGCAUGGUUGUGUGUGUGUGUGUGGGGGGUGGUGGGGUAGACAGAGAGAGCCAUGAGUGGACAGGUCAACACAUCGACUGGUCUCUGGGGACGGAGGGGUCGUCUUACGGGCCGCUGUCCACGAUGAGACUCCUCACUCGAUCCAGUCCUCGCUCGCACACGUUCAUGCACUCGCCCUGGAUCUCCAACAUCCUGCCCUGGAAGUUCUCCUGGUCGAACAGCAUGAUCUGCACACACACACACAACAGCAAGUGUGGUAUGUUGGUCAUGUGACCGUGUUGUGGGGUACAUGGUGUGUCUUAAAAAAGCAGACCCCAGGCGGACUCACUCUGAAGGAUCCCAUGCCGGGCUCGCCCGUUUUGGUGGCCUUGCUGGAGGCGGCGGGGGCGGGGAUUCCCUUGUCUUUGGGGUCGGCGCCCUGGCUGGAGGCGGACUUGGCGGUCUGAGACAUGGCGGGGGGGCUUCAGGAGAGUCUGGAUGGUAGAUGGAGGCGAUGAUGCUGAUGUUAGCGCGUGCGUGCGGGGGGCGUGCUCACCUGGGUCGGGUCUGUCCUACAGUGUGGCGUGAGGCAGGCUGGCUCGAGCUGGUCUCCCCCCUCGCUCCAGGCCAGCUUUUAUAGUCUGGCAAAGGUUGAGCGCCGGGGCUCCCGGCACAAAAGAAAAAGCCUGGUCAUCAGAGCAGGGCCGGGCCAAAGCCAAGCGGGUCAUGGCAUGGCCUGGAAGCCUGUAAGCACUUUAGCAGCAAAGGAAAGCGCUGAGCCAGGCGUUUAGGUUUGUGUUGGCUCCAGCAGGAAUGUCAAGAACCCGCCCUGAUGUCAUCUCUUGAGCAUCUUUGCAAACUUCCUGUUUGCUAACCUCUGCCGUGCUAACUGCACCUGCUAGCUUUUGGUGUGGCAGGAGAGAUGCUAGCCAUUACUCCCUCAUACGCAGAUUACAGAAGGAUUGUUGUGGGAUUAUUUGUGCUAUAGAAAAAGGAUUAACCUGUUAGCUAUGUACAGAUUAGCUAAUCGACGUUAAUUUCAUGUGCUUCAUGGACUGUAAUGGCAUGCAGUGAAAGAUGGAUGCUUCUGAUUGGUGGUUGCAUCGUCACUAAGGAUCUGUUGAUAAUGACGGAUGAUCAAUAAUAAACUUGGUUCGUCACAUUUGUCUCUGGUCCAUCAUCUGGCACACCCAGCGACCUCUGACCUUUCCUUGUAAUGAUGGUCAUGGUGGUCCGUGCCCCCCUCCCAGCUGAUAAUGUGGCGUCUGCACUUCUGGUC